Molecule: messenger RNA, 2967 nt
Organism: Carassius carassius (crucian carp)
Lineage: Eukaryota; Metazoa; Chordata; Actinopteri; Cypriniformes; Cyprinidae
Product: myosin heavy chain, fast skeletal muscle-like
Exons: 14
Coding region: 160-2511 (783 amino acids)
Cellular component (GO): myosin complex
Source: RefSeq, a predicted model, not a curated record
UUUGUUUAGGCCCGUAUCGAGGAGCUGGAAGAGGAAAUAGAGGCAGAGCGAGCUGCUCGUGCUAAAGUGGAGAAGCAGAGAGCUGAUCUCUCCAGGGAACUUGAAGAGAUCAGCGAGAGGCUUGAGGAAGCUGGUGGUGCUACUGCUGCCCAGAUUGAGAUGAACAAGAAGCGUGAAGCUGAAUUCCAGAAGUUGCGUCGUGAUCUGGAGGAGUCCACCUUGCAGCAUGAAGCUACAGCUGCAGCUCUCCGAAAGAAGCAGGCAGACAGUGUGGCUGAACUCGGAGAACAGAUCGACAACCUCCAGCGGGUCAAGCAGAAGCUGGAGAAGGAGAAGAGUGAAUACAAGAUGGAGAUUGAUGACUUGACAAGCAACAUGGAGGCUGUGGCUAAAGCAAAGGCUAAUUUAGAGAAGAUGUGCCAUACCCUAGAAGACCAGCUGAGUGAAAUCAAGACCAAGAGUGAUGAAAAUGUUCGUCAGCUGAAUGACAUGAAAGCACAACGUGCAAGACUUCAGACUGAAGAUGGUGAAUUUAGCCGUCAACUGGAAGAGAAAGAAGCUAUUGUUUCACAGCUAACUAGAGGAAAACAGGCUUAUACACAGCAAAUUGAGGAACUCAAAAGGCAUAUUGAGGAAGAAGUCAAGGCCAAGGAUACUCUGGCCCAUGCGGUUCAGUCUGCCCGUCAUGACUGUGACUUGCUCAGAGAGCAGUAUGAGGAGGAGCAGGAGGCCAAAGCUGAACUCCAGCGUGGAAUGUCUAAAGCCAACAGUGAAGUGGCUCAAUGGAGAACCAAAUAUGAGACUGAUGCAAUCCAGCGAACUGAGGAGCUUGAGGAAUCCAAGAAAAAGCUUGCCCAGCGUCUGCAGGAUGCUGAAGAAUCCAUUGAAGCGGUGAACUCCAAGUGUGCUUCACUGGAAAUGACCAAACAGAGACUGCAGGGUGAAGUAGAGGACCUCAUGAUUGAUGUGGAGAGGGCGAAUUCAUUGGCUGCCAACCUUGACAAGAAGCAGAGAAACUUUGACAAGGUCCUAGCAGAGUGGAAACAGAAGUAUGAGGAAAGCCAGGCUGAACUAGAAGGUGCUCAGAAAGAAGCUCGUUCUCUCAGCACUGAGCUGUUCAAAAUGAAGAACUCCUAUGAGGAAGCUCUUGACCACCUUGAGACCCUGAAGCGGGAGAACAAGAAUCUGCAACAGGAGAUUUCUGACCUAACUGAGCAGCUUGGAGAGACUGGAAAGAGUAUUCAUGAGUUAGAGAAAGCCAAGAAAACAGUGGAAUCGGAGAAAUCAGAGAUCCAGACUGCACUUGAAGAAGCUGAGGGCACCCUGGAGCAUGAAGAGUCGAAGAUUCUUCGUGUGCAGCUGGAGCUGAACCAGGUGAAGAGUGAGAUUGACAGGAAGCUGGCUGAGAAGGACGAGGAGAUGGAACAGAUCAAGAGGAACAGCCAAAGAGUGAUCGACUCCAUGCAGAGCACUCUGGACUCUGAGGUUCGGAGCAGAAAUGAUGCCCUGAGAGUCAAAAAGAAGAUGGAGGGUGAUCUGAAUGAGAUGGAGAUCCAGCUGAGUCAUGCCAACCGCCAGGCUGCUGAGGCCCAGAAACAGCUCAGGAACGUCCAAGGACAACUCAAGGAUGCCCAACUGCACCUUGAUGAAGCUGUCAGAGGACAGGAGGACAUGAAGGAGCAGGUGGCCAUGGUGGAGCGCAGGAAUAACCUGAUGCAAGCAGAGAUUGAGGAGCUGAGAGCUGGCCUGGAGCAAACAGAGAGAGGCCGCAAAGUGGCAGAGCAGGAGCUGGUGGAUGCCAGCGAGCGUGUGGGACUGCUGCACUCACAAAAUACAAGUCUUAUUAACACCAAGAAGAAGCUUGAGGCUGAUCUGGUCCAGGUUCAAGGUGAGGUGGAUGAUGCAGUCCAGGAGGCUAGAAAUGCAGAGGAGAAGGCCAAGAAGGCCAUCACUGAUGCUGCCAUGAUGGCUGAAGAGCUGAAGAAGGAGCAAGACACCAGUGCUCACUUGGAGAGGAUGAAGAAGAACCUGGAGGUGACUGUCAAAGACCUGCAGCACCGUCUGGAUGAAGCUGAGAGUCUGGCCAUGAAGGGUGGAAAGAAACAGCUCCAGAAACUGGAGUCCAGGGUGCGCGAGUUGGAGUCUGAAGUUGAAGCUGAACAGAGACGUGGUGCAGAUGCUGUGAAAGGAGUUCGCAAAUAUGAAAGGAGAGUUAAGGAGCUCACCUACCAGACUGAGGAAGACAAGAAGAACGUGAUCCGACUGCAGGAUCUGGUAGACAAGCUGCAGCUGAAAGUGAAGGCCUACAAGCGCCAGGCUGAAGAAGCUGAGGAGCAGGCCAACACUCACCUGUCCAGGUACAGGAAGGUGCAGCAUGAGCUGGAGGAGGCUCAGGAGCGCGCUGAUAUCUCUGAGUCCCAGGUCAACAAGCUUGGUGGGGGGGUAAUGUUAAUUAUGAUUAAUAUAUUUAAGUUUUGGAUUAAAAACAUCACAUUACUUUUAAUUUUCUAAAUUUAAAUGUCUUUUUUGGUUACUGAAGAGCAAGGAUGAAGAAUGAAGAUGAGGCAUCACACCACAUCUACAAGCAAGCAUAUAAUAUGACUUACUUGUGCUGUGUCUUACAUAUGCAUUAAAUACAGUCUCUCAAGGCACUCUUGGUUUAUGUCAUUUUAGCAAAACUGGUAGAUCUUUGAAGUAGGGAUGCAAUGAUUAUAGAUUUUGUUGGUACAAUUAUAGACUGAGGAAAAAUCAUGUUUUCACAGUUAUCAUGAAUAUUAUGCAUUCAUUAAUUUCACAACACUACUAAUGUAUAAAAUCACAUAAAUACUCUUUAGAUUUCAAAGUGUUAUUUAUUGCUACCUUUUGAAACAGAAAUAACACAGUAACCAAAUAAUACAUCACAAAAUAAUAGUCAAACAAAAAUCCAUCUCUUCCUUUGAAAUAAAAAGGUGACCUCUGCUCUGUAAA